Molecule: messenger RNA, 1671 nt
Organism: Dendrobium catenatum
Lineage: Eukaryota; Viridiplantae; Streptophyta; Magnoliopsida; Asparagales; Orchidaceae
Product: probable signal recognition particle 43 kDa protein, chloroplastic
Exons: 2
Coding region: 100-1260 (386 amino acids)
Molecular function (GO): protein binding
Source: RefSeq, a predicted model, not a curated record
UAACCACGUCCACUUUCCUUAUCCGUUUUCCAAUCUCGCUUAGCUCACAUCUUCUCCCUCACGACCUUCCUCUCCUUACCUCUGAGAUCAAAAAUCCUAAUGGAGGUAGUCCUCAAACACCCCUCCCAUUCCCGCCUCAAACUACCCCUCAUUUUCUUCCGUUCCUCUCCUUCAAACCGCCUCACCAUCACCAUCCCCUCCUCCUCCCGUCGACACCGCGGACGACUCCCUCCCGCUCUCCUUUCCACUACCUUCCAGGACCAAUACUCCCCAUCUCCCAUCAAAGAAACCAAAACAUCAACAGAGCCUUUGCCCGACGACGACUCCUUUGGCGAAGUCAAUCGAAUCAUCGGCCGCCGCACUGUCCGCACACCAGUUUUCGCCGAAGACGGCUCCGUCUCCACGGAAAAAUCAACCGAAUACCUCAUUGAAUGGAAGGACGGCCACGCUCCUUCUUGGAUCCCAGCCACUGGAAUCGCGGCCGACGUCGUCGCUGAAUACGAAACCCCCUGGUGGACCGCAGCCCGCAAAGCCGAUGCCGCAGCUCUCUCCCUUCUUCUCUCGGACGAAUCGGUCUCCCGCGACCCCAACGCGGAGGACGGCGACGGUCGCACAGCGCUCCACUUCGCGGCUGGGCUGGGGUCGGAGGAGUGCAUAAAGGUGUUGGCGGAGGCGGGGGUGAAUGUUGAUCAAAGAGAUGGGGCAGGGCUAACGCCGCUGCACAUGGCGGCGGGGUACGGGAGGGCCGGGGCGGUGCGAGCGUUGGUAGAGGCGGGGGCGGAUGCCGAAGCGGAGGACCAGAGGGGGAGGACGGCACUGGAUCUGGCGCGGGAAGUGAUGGGGGCAACAUCGAAGGGGGAUUUUGGGAGGCGUGUGGCAUUGGAGGCCACUGUUGUUGAGGUGGAAAGGGCGGUGUAUGAAUGGGGAGAGGUGGAGAGGGUGGUGGAUGCAAGAGGGGAAGGAAGGACGAGGGAGUAUCUAGUGGAGUGGAGGGAUGAGGGGGAAAGGGAGUGGGUGAAGAAGGCGUGGGUGGCAGAGGAUUUGGUGGCUGAUUUUGAGGCUGGGUUGGAGUAUGGAGUGGCGGAGGAAGUGAUGGGAGAGAGGGAGGUGGAUGGGGGAGGGAAAGAGUAUUUGGUGAAGUGGGAGGAUAUUGAGGAAGCGACAUGGGAACCGGAAGAAAAUGUUGAUGCGGAGCUUGUGCUGGAGUUUAAGAGGAAGAAGCAGCAGAAACCAGAGGGUUUCAGCUGUUCAUCGAAGUGACUGUAAUGAAGGACGGAUAGAAAGGAAGUGGAUGAGUAAAUCACGUUGGUUUUCAUUUGAUUAUUGGAUCAAAUUUGAGAAAGCAUUCAAGGAGAUUUUUCGUGUACCUGCAGCUUGCAAGUCAAACAUGCUAAGAAGAAUAUCAGAAAUUACUCUUAAAUAUAGGAGUAAAUCUUCUUCGAAUCUCAGGCUAUUUAGAAUUGGAGCAAUGAUAAGGAAUGACUUCAACUGUGUAAAUGACUAUUCACAAUCAUCAUCUUAGACAAAUUGAUUUGUGUAGAGCCCAAACUGGAUGACUUCUUUGAAUGAAUUUUGACGACUUGCUUUCUAAUACGGCAUAUAUCUUUGUAGGAUUUGUUGUGAUUUCGUCUAUCAAUAUCAUUUAGCAAAAAAAUUUGCCCUCUUGAGCUA